GAGCAGUUCUAAGUUUAGUUGGUUUUGUUGCGCUUAAUGGUUUUCCAACUUUGGGUCGGUUAAUAGGAUCAUGUCGUCAUUUCGGUGUGUUUAUUGACUUAAGCCGAUGUGACUUAAGUCGUUUGGUGUAAUUGUUUUGUGUUUUCGCAUUGGCGAAGUGUGCCGUAGUUUGUUUAUCCGUCCGCUCGUGGUAUACAGUAGUGGUAGAAAUAGACUUGUAGUUAAGAACAGAACAGAAGUCGCAUCUCGCCCACGCCAGACGUCGUCUGCGUCCGUAGUACUCCUCAGAGAGUGCCAGAGUAAAGUCAGAGAGUAAAUCGCAGCCUAUUGUCCGCGCGUGUCAACCUUUAUUUUCAUUCAUAAACCCGCAUGUUUCGAAAAUGCGGUCCUUCCGAGGGAUUAAACCCGGCCAGUUUUGAGCGGAGCUAGAGGAGUGCGGAGUGAUCUUGGACCGAAAUAGAAGUGAUUUUGUGCACUCUGGACGAUUUGCGACCGAUUCUGAUGGAGACAUCAUGAUCCUCAAUAUUUGGUACCUCUUCGCCUUUGCGACUUGCACCAAGGCACUGAUAUCAAACCCACACACAUCUUCAAAUCAAACCGAAGACAAUGCGCCAUAUUUUACAAAACGCAACUUACCUGUUCUAGUAUCAGGAAGGCAAGGCCAAUCUAGUAUACUUAAAUGUGGGGCUAAAGGUACCCCAAAACCCCAGAUUUCAUGGUACAAAGGCACCAACCUCAUCACCCAAAGCAAUAAAAAGUAUCACCUCAUUCACCAAAACCUUAAAAUCCUAAACCUCCAAUCUGAAGACAACGGUUUGUACAAAUGUCUUGUUUGUAACGAAGUCAGCUGCAUCCAUCACAAUUACAACCUCGUUGUUGAACCAUUUUAUGCAAAAAGUUUUGCUAACAAUGAUCUCGAAGAAAAAACCACUUCCGAUUCCUUUCGGACCCAAAAAGUGAAGCUACACUUUCGUAGACCGAAUAAAAUGCCGAAAACAUUAUCAGUACGGAUCAAUAGACGAGUAAUUUUAAAUUGUAGAACGUUUGGAACUCCUAGUCCUACUAUAUCCUGGUACAAAAAUGGCGAAGCAUUGGCGAAAAGUCGGAGAAAAAUUGUUCAAAGUCGGUGGUCAAUGCUCGUAAAAAACUUCAAUCGAGGAGAUUCAGGAAAUUAUACUUGUGUGGCUUGCAAUUCUAUGGAUUGUAUCAAUCACACGUUUACUUUAUCGACGAAGGAACUUUGUGGUUCCAAUGCUAUUUAUUCAAAAAAAUCCGCUGUAGUUUCGGGUUCUAAUGUAACUCUAGCCUGCAGAGCGGGGGCGGCUUGGGUAAGGACGUACCCAAAUGGCACAAAUCAGGUCAUCAAAAAUAAUACCAGGUGCCUCAAUAUUGACAAUAUAUCUCAGGAAGACGAAGGGUGGUACAGGUGUCAAAGAGUUAGCUGGUAUUUAACGGUUAUAGAUAGUGAAGAGGAGGAGAACACUGUGCCUGCAUCCUCUCUUCGGAAAAAACGUGAAACGGAGAAGAAAGCCCCCUAUUGGGUGAACCCGAAAAAAAUGUCCAAAAUGCAGGUGAAACCAGCUGGUAACAUGGUGAACCUCAAAUGCAAAGCUGGGGGUAACCCAACUCCCAACAUCACUUGGUACAAAGACGACAAGCCUCCAAACCGCCAGUUGGGCGAUAUUCGGUACCAACACUGGAGCUUGACUUUGGAGGACCUCGUCACUGGUGACACCGGUGACUACACUUGUGUAGUGUGCAACGAACUGGGUUGUAUUAAUUUUACGUACAGAGUUGACGUUAUCGAACGUUUCCCGUCAAAACCAUAUAUUAAAGAUGGUUAUCCGCAAAACCUCACAGUUUUGGUAAACACCAACGCGACAUUUGAGUGUCCUCAAAUGAUCGCGGAUCUAGAACCGUUUAUACAAUGGGUGCGAUACAACGAAUCGGAAAAUUACGAAAAUUUCACUAAUUAUAACAAAAGCGUUUUAAAGAAAAGUGGCGACACUGACAGCCCUGAAGUGUACGAAAUAAAAAAUGUAACUUAUCAAGACGAGGGCUGGUACGUAUGCAUUGCAGCUAAUAGCUUAGGCCAAACGGCCUCAAAAGGAUAUCUAAAAGUUGUAGAUAGCUUAGAAGUUGAACCAAAAAAUAAUUACAUUGUCUACACUGCUCUGAUCAUUUUCUUUACAAUAAUUGCCUUUGGAACCCUGGUCCUACUAUUCUUUAGAAAGUUGAAGAUUGAAAAGCAGAAAAAAAUGAUUGAUAUCGAAACAGUUCGUGCAGCUGUUGUAACUCAAUGGACUAAGAAAGUUAUUAUUGAAAAAAUACAAAACACCAACGAGGAUGUCUCCGAACCUUUGUUAAUGCCGGUCGUUAAAAUAGAAAAACAAAAAAGUCAAAACAACAAUUCCGGAGACGGAAUGAUCUCUGAGUAUGAGCUACCAAUGGACUCCGACUGGGAAAUUCCAAGAUCAAUGCUUUGUCUCGGGAAAAGUUUAGGCGAGGGAGCUUUUGGUAAAGUAGUCAAAGCUGAAGCUGUAGGUUUGCUCAAACCUGGGGCAUCAAGUAUAGUCGCGGUAAAAAUGUUGAAAGAGGGUCACACUGACAACGAAAUGAUGGACUUGGUGUCGGAAAUGGAAAUGAUGAAAAUGAUAGGCAAACACAACAAUAUUAUUAAUUUGCUGGGCUGUUGUACCCAGGGUGGGCCCUUAUACGUUGUGGUAGAAUACGCUCCUUAUGGCAACUUGAGGGAUUUUCUUCGCCAACACAGACCAUCAUCUGGUUACGAACCAGCGAUCGGACUUGAAGAAAAAGAGAAGAAAACCUUGACUCAGAAAGAUUUGGUGUCUUUUGCCUAUCAGGUGGCACGAGGAAUGGAAUAUUUGGCAUCGCGACGAUGUAUUCAUCGAGAUUUAGCUGCGCGGAACGUUUUAGUGAGCGAUGACUAUUUUUUGAAAAUUGCUGACUUUGGCCUGGCCCGGGACAUCCACUGUAACGAUUAUUACAGAAAAACAACCGAUGGUCGACUUCCGGUUAAAUGGAUGGCGCCCGAGGCCCUUUUCCACAGGGUGUACACCACCCAGUCAGACGUUUGGUCGUACGGCAUCCUGCUGUGGGAGAUAAUGACACUUGGAGGUACUCCAUAUCCGUCUGUCCCGAGUGUCGAAAAACUCUUCCAGCUGUUACGUAAUGGGCACCGUAUGGAAAAGCCGCCCUGUUGUUCGUUGGAAAUUUACAUGUUGAUGCGCGAAUGUUGGAGCUACAAACCGAACGAAAGGCCCACUUUUUCGCAACUGGUGGAGGACCUUGACAGAAUUUUGACAAUCACAGCGAAUGAAGAGUACCUAGAUUUGGGGCUCCCCCAAUUGGACACUCCUCCAUCGAGCCAGGAAUCGAGCGGCGACGAGGAGGAUUUCCCUUUCGAUAGUCUAACUAGUCAGUGUCUCAAUAACGUGCAGCUUUCGUGAUUGACUGAUUCCAAAUUCGGACUCGUUUUUUACUAAAUGUGUUACUAUUUUGUAAUCUAAUCGGAGGUAAAUGUUACACAUGUGUAUUUCAUGGUUUUCAGUUCACGUUUUAUUAAUACCACCAAAGAAAAUGCAAUUUUAGUGUUAAGUGGUUACGUUAAGGUUAAGACUGUAAAUUUAUGUAUUAAUAAAAUUUCGUAACUCA
This is a messenger RNA of Tribolium castaneum (red flour beetle), 3675 nucleotides long. RefSeq names its product fibroblast growth factor receptor homolog 1. The coding region runs from base 513 to 3470 and encodes 985 amino acids. NCBI's taxonomy places the organism in Eukaryota, Metazoa, Arthropoda, Insecta, Coleoptera, Tenebrionidae. The record is from RefSeq and is a predicted model, not a curated record. Gene Ontology annotation, biological process: multicellular organism development; positive regulation of kinase activity; cell surface receptor protein tyrosine kinase signaling pathway. Gene Ontology annotation, cellular component: plasma membrane; signaling receptor complex. The transcript has 14 exons. Gene Ontology annotation, molecular function: ATP binding; transmembrane receptor protein tyrosine kinase activity.